Messenger RNA from Gloeophyllum trabeum ATCC 11539, 2339 nucleotides. Its product is annotated as mitochondrial amino-acid acetyltransferase. Gene Ontology annotation, biological process: L-arginine biosynthetic process. The transcript has 2 exons. The record is from RefSeq and is a predicted model, not a curated record. Gene Ontology annotation, cellular component: mitochondrial matrix. Lineage: Eukaryota; Fungi; Basidiomycota; Agaricomycetes; Gloeophyllales; Gloeophyllaceae. The coding region runs from base 1 to 1830 and encodes 609 amino acids. Gene Ontology annotation, molecular function: arginine binding; L-glutamate N-acetyltransferase activity, acting on acetyl-CoA as donor.
AUGCUCUCGCACUCAAUCCGCCAUAGCUGCAACCGCGUAGCGUCCAGCGCAAGCCAUGCAGCCUCGUUCAAGGCCUUUUACGCAGACUUUAUCCUGUCCAUCCUCCGCGCCAACCCGUCCUCCCGCGACACAAAGAACUACAUGGCCUCCUUCGGCCUCCGUCCCCGCCCUCCCCCGGUCACAGAUCCCACUCCCUCCCAGUCACAAAUAACCCCGCCGUUGCCCGCCCACGACCCCCACACCCACCUUCACCCGCAGACCCCGCCGCAGGAAGACGUCCGCCCGGCCUCGUCCCUCGUCAACGCCAUCCUCAACCCCAUCCACCGCCGCACCGCCCUCGUCAAGAUCCAGGGCCCCUUCACCGACCGCCAGCUCGACUCUGUCUGCCGCGGCAUCAUCUACCUCGAAAAGCUCGGCCUCGUCUCCGUCAUCGUCGUCGAAAACGACGACCUCGUCCGUGGCGCCGAGCACGAGCGCGACGCCAUCCUCGAAGAGACCAUGCGCGUCGCCCACUUUCUCGAGUCCCACGGCGGCAGGGCCCGCCCCACCCUCGGCGCCGUCGUCCGCCUCGGGCCCAAGCCCGGCGACGACGACGACGACCAGGACGCGCGCAAGGGCGAGUACGUCCCCGAGGCCCACGCCUACCCGAGCGACCUCACGCUCAUACGCAGCGCCCUGCGUGCCGGCGAGAUCCCGGUGCUGCCCCCGAUGGCCCUCGACUCCUUCUGCCGCUCCACCCGCGUCGACGCCAACGACGUCGUCGCCGCCCUCGUCCGCGCCAUGUCCGAAGCGUCCCCGCCGUCGUCAUCCUCCUCGACAGAGCCCGAGACCCCCCCGCCUACUACUGACCAAGUCGACCUCACCCCGCUGCGGCUCAUGAUCAUCAACCGCGAGGGCGGCGUCCCCUCCUACGCGCGCGCGGGCCUCCCGCACCUCCUCAUCAACCUCCACUCCGAGUUCCACCACAUCACCUCCACCUUCCAGCCCGCCUGGCGCGCCACGCACCCGACCGCGCUCGCGAACCUCGCGCUCGCGCGCACCUGCCUCGCGCACAUGCCGCCCUCCUCCUCCGCCGUCAUGGUCAACCACCGCUCGCCCUCCUCGCUCAUCGCGAACCUCAUCACCAACAAGCCCGCGCUCUCCUCCUCGCUCCCGCACGCGCUCCUCCAGGGCUCCACCACCUCCACCACCACCGCCAAGGCGCGCCUCACGCCCAACACGCCCACCCUCCUCCGCCGCGGGCUCGACAUCCGCGUCCUGCGCUCCCCCGCCGCGCUCGACGAGCCCAAGCUCACGCGCCUCCUCGAGGCGUCCUUCGCCCGCGCCCUCGACGCGCCCGCCUUCUACGCGCGCCUCCGCCGCCACCUCGACUUUGCCAUCGUCGCCGGCGACUACGCCGGCGCCGCCAUCGUCACGCGCGAGGCCGCCGGCGUCGCCUACCUCGACAAGUUCGCCGUCCUCCCCGCCCACCAGGGCGACGGCACCGUCGACUUUCUCUGGGUCGCGCUCCACGACGAGUCCUACGGCCUCGGCCUCCCCUACGCCGUCAACCCCAACCCGGGCGGCCACCAGGGCAUGGGCGAGGGCCGCGACCUCGUCUGGCGCAGCCGCGCGAACAACCCCGUCAACAAGUGGUACUUUGAGCGCGCAUCGGGCCACUUUCGCAUGGGCUCCGACUGGGUCUUGUUCUGGUGCGACGGCGAGAAGCGCCUCCAGCGCGAGCAGGGCCGCCGCGGGAACGCCGGGCUCAGCUUUGUCGAGGAUUGGGAAAAGGGCCGCAUAGCCUUGUGGAAGGACGUCGUCGGCAAGAUCCCCAGCGCCUGGAAGUGAGCCCGGUGCUUACCGUCGCUAUAUGUAUGUACUUGUUUCGGACCCAGGAUAUAGUGGCUGCAUAUGAUAUGAUAGAUAUAGCACCGUGUACCAAUUAUACCAGCGACUCGUCGUACGUACAGAAUACAGCCAAAGCGGUACAUGAAGCAUAAUGAUAUCGGGCGGGCAAGCAUCAUUGGCAAGAUCGUUUCCUCGGCGAGCGCCUCAGUUGAACGGCCUCGGCGACCUCUUCCUUCGCCCGGGUGUUCUCCUUCCGCGCGCCAGACUGGGUCAACAGACUCCUGCCCUCGCCGGACGACGUAGUAGUAGUCGCAUUCGCCCUCGUCGUCCCCCGCGGGCGUCUGGUCUUCUUCUCCUCAGUAGCACUGGAAGGCCCUGCGUUGGGGACGGCCUCGGCGAGGACAGGCGCGGCCUUCCGUUUGCCCUUUGUAACAGUGGUAGAGGUGGUGGCGCGAACUACCACGUCCUCUUGUACGUCCUUGGUCUUGCCUCGAGUAGUAGUCGUCGUC